CUAAAUUGAGUGAAUUAUUGAAACAUGGGCUGACGAAUGUGGGGAUUACGAAGUUAUGAAUGGACAUAGUAGCGAAUAAAUUACUAAUGUUUGGAGAGGAAGAGCAAGCCGCCGUGCUUCUCAUGCAGCUCUCUCUUAUGGAUUUUGAUGUUGAGGAUGAUCAGAAUCUGGAAUUGAAGAAGAGCAACGACAUACCCAAGAUGGAUCUAGUGAUCUACAACCCCAUCGACAUCUCCAAAAUGGAUUACGGCGAGCUCCGGCGUGGUGAUGGUAAGAGUGAUGAGGAGAUCGAGGGUUCGAGUUGGGUUGCUGCAAGGCUUCCGUUUCUGGACAUGGCGGAGCGGAAGCCAACGUAG
Molecule: messenger RNA, 356 nt
Organism: Arabidopsis thaliana (thale cress)
Lineage: Eukaryota; Viridiplantae; Streptophyta; Magnoliopsida; Brassicales; Brassicaceae
Exons: 2
Coding region: 60-356 (98 amino acids)
Source: RefSeq, marked reviewed